This is a messenger RNA of Paramuricea clavata, 1592 nucleotides long. Lineage: Eukaryota; Metazoa; Cnidaria; Anthozoa; Malacalcyonacea; Plexauridae. The record is from the annotation of a GenBank genome assembly.
AUGGCUGAAGAUAUUGAACUUGAGAAUCCAGUUGGAGUUGUUGAUGGCUUCAUGGAUAAUUGGACCGAGGAUCAACGUCGCCUGUUCAACGAAGAUUGGGCUAAUGACGAAGGUUUGUGCGAGGAACUCGAACAGUUGCCUGAACCGUCAGAAAACCAGAUGGGUGAAGGGAGCAAGCAAAAGCACGCCAGUGAUGACGUCCCCUCAAAGCGCCAAAGACCAGAGGAGUAUUUUACAAUCAAGUCGGUGAAACAAGUCAACGUGAGGAAAUUCUGGACGACAGGUACACAAACUGUUUUUAUAUUUUUAAGCGUAACAUCAGUUAUGUGCGGGAUAGAGUUUAUUAUGUGCGAGCAAGGUCUCGUUUUUAUUAGGCUCUGUUUACACUAUACCGGAUUGCUACCGGAGUGGGUCAAAUUUUGUAGGUAUCGAAAGGCAGUGAAGAUUUUUAAUCUCAGAGACCUAAAUAAACAUGCCAAUUCUGUCAAACUGAUAAGAAUUUGCUAUUAACCAUUGCUCCGUAACGGCAAAAGAAGAUGUCGUGACCAGCGAAUCCGGUAUAGUGUAAACAGAGUCAAAUAAGAGUUAUGUUUAUUGCUUGUGUGUACAUCUGUAACGUACAAACCUAUCCAACGCAUAAGCUUUUUAUAAAUAGCCAUAACUCUCAAAUGAAGCUUUAGUAUUUACAGGGCUUAUGAUUUGAAUUGUAGCUAAAGUAUAGCACUAUCCGAUAAAUAGCCUUGUUUGUACAACCCACGACCCCCCGUUUUUAGGUAUUCUUUUUAGGAUUAUUCUAUAUCACUGGGUAAUCUCAAUAAUAUUAUUGUUGUAUGUCCAAUGAGUGAUAGCUUUAAAGUUUGUUCGUUCACUGCAAUCAGAUAUAUAAAUCAUGUUGUCCGUUGGUUGUCCGUUAAUCUCUCACUGCAGACACACGUUGCCAUGAAAAUACGACGCAGGCCAGGCCGAACGUGUUUAUAUUUCCACAAGCCUAGGCCUAGGCCACCACUUGUAGUGAACCCAGAUUUCCAGGCAUAGGCCAGACCCCAAGGCCAGGCAAAGACUAGGCCAAAGUCUGUUUACACUGUCAAAAUGUAGGCCAAGGUUAAUGCAAGGCUUGUACCGUAAACACGACUCAUGAAAUGUUGGGUGUUUAAGGCUACUUGUUACCAACCAUAGUCUUCCGAUUGCUAUUACUUGGUUAGUACAAUAGUGUAUUACGGUUUUUAGGUACAGACUACACUGUCCGAUUCAAUCCGUUGGACGUGCACGGGGUGUCAAACGUCAUGUCGACGUUGAACCGCGCAUUUCAACACUUAUUUGACCGACUUACGAGUGACAUGGCACCUCACGAUCAAGUUCGCUUGAUCCUCAACUUGCAUCAGCUGGACAAAUCCAUUUCCUUGCCUUUCCUACAACGAGAUCAUCUGACGCCUGAACGUUUCCUAGCUGCUAUUGAACGUGUCGUACAGUCCAAUGACCAAUUUACUUUGGAUGACUCUGUCAGCGUCAACAUGGUCCAUGUGGAAAUGCCUAACGGUGCCGGUAGAAAACGACGUGACGUUGUGAAGCUGCUCUUCCUGGUUAUCAGCUGA